GGGGGCAGAAUCAGAGGUGUUGUCGACAAUGCGUUAUCUCGCUUUCUUCUUAGUUCGAAUAGGGGAGUAAGGAGGUGUUAGAAGUGUGCUGAUGGCGUUUUAGGCGUUUUCCCCUCUACUUACCCCCAUUUCCUUCAGAAUUUCAACCCACCCCCGUCACUACCAUCGCAAGAUACUAGGAAGUUUUUACUCGGCUUAAGUGUUGGAUGAGAAAACUUUUGUGGACAAAUUGUGUGCCCCGGUGUAAGACGAAAUCUCCUCCGCAGUUUUGGUGCAGUGUUCACACUUGCCUGACGUCGAGAUGGACGGUAAUUAAGCCUUCGAUAAGUGUAAUUAAGAACGAUGUAUAAUAUUUAUUACUUUAUCGUAAUUUGUGGAUAUUUUCGAUGUUCGCUCAUUACCAGUGAAGAACGCUUAAAAUUAUCUAAGGUCUCUCUCGUUUGACGUGACGUGGAGAAAACCAAGUUUCUUGUAUCGCCAAUCGCAACAAGAGAUGGUGGUGUUUUGCUGUGUAAAGUGACUUCAAUGCAAGUAAUUUACAUUUAAAUAUGCGCUGAUCGACGUCUUCUAACAGUUUAAUACGUGUUACGCGUUUUAAUCUUUGAAACUUAAUAUCAGCUGCUUUAAUAAAGAAAUGUGACAACGGAUGGAAGUGAUGGCGUCGAUUUGCGGGAAUUCUGCGGAUGAAGAAUUCAACGUGUUUAUAUCAUCAUUUACAGAUGAUGACGAAGACGAUGAUUCUUGCAGCAAUGAAACAGAAGACGAUGAUGUCCGAAUACCUGCAGAUCAGCGCCGACAGGGAUCGCCGACGUCAUCAGCGAGCCAUAAUGAUGGACAGCAGAAUGCUAACCACGUGUCGUCUUCGAUAAACACUAGAAAAUUUUCGAUAGCGAGUAUUUUGGGGACGGAAGGCGAGGGUCAGAGCGACUCUGGGCAUCAGAACAAACGAGGGCGAGAUGACGGAGCAACGUUCGUACGACCGACGCCCGUCUCGGCCGUGAUGGGUCCUCCGCCCCUCAACAUGGCGCUGUGUCCCAGCGCCGUCUUUGCACAUCAAGCUUCGUACACGAAUUCCGCCACGGGAAUGAUGCUGGAGAUGAUAUCGCCAAAUUCCGUCGCUUGCAGUAGCGAGCACCUCAGCUCCUCUUUGCCCUACCCGGCGUCUCUGGCGUCGGCCUCUGCAGCGUCGCUGUUGUACGGCGGAUGGUUUACCGCGUCGGCCGCGAACAAGGCGCCAAGUCAGCUGUUUGGACUUCAAGCGCCAAAACCCGUUGGGAGGAGAACGAGAAAACCUGGAAUUGACAGGAAGCCAAGGCAAGCCUACAGCGCGAAGCAGCUAGAAAGACUGGAGGCCGAAUUCAAGGUUGAUAAAUACCUCAGCGUAAGCAAGCGGAUGGAGCUGUCCAAAGCACUGAACCUAACGGAAGUGCAGAUUAAGACAUGGUUUCAAAAUCGACGAACAAAAUGGAAGAAACAACUAACGUCUCGCCUUAAAAUCGCACAGAGGCAGGGGCUGUUUCCCCCGCACUACUUUCCCUCCGUGCAACAAUACUCGGCUCUCUUUGCUCCGUAUUACGCGGCUCCGCCAUUGGGAUGUGUCUAUCCGGCGUCCACGCUAGAUGGAUCCAGCGUCUCGUCACAGGCAACAUCACCUGCAAGUAGUAGCGGUGCUACAUCACAGAUGGCACCAUCAUCCUCAUCGAGAAAUUCUACAAACAUAUGAGACAGUCAACUUUAUACGUAAAACUGUAUUCAAGCUGUGAUGAUCGAUAUCUGCUGAGUUUUUAUCUCGAUUUGUGUUGCCAUGUGUCGGAUUUCUUGUGCCAAAGUCGAUAUUGGAGCUCUCUGUAACUAUUCGCUUGGAUCUGAGUAGAUUAUGAUUACCAAAGUUUGAUCUCUGUAAAACGAAUCGUUCCAGAUAAAGUGUGAUGAACAAUUUUGUUGUUGAAUAAUUAC
Molecule: messenger RNA, 1956 nt
Organism: Zootermopsis nevadensis
Lineage: Eukaryota; Metazoa; Arthropoda; Insecta; Blattodea; Termopsidae
Biological process (GO): regulation of DNA-templated transcription
Molecular function (GO): DNA binding; DNA-binding transcription factor activity, RNA polymerase II-specific
Source: RefSeq, a predicted model, not a curated record